Molecule: messenger RNA, 1295 nt
Organism: Setaria italica (foxtail millet)
Lineage: Eukaryota; Viridiplantae; Streptophyta; Magnoliopsida; Poales; Poaceae
Product: transcription factor MYB4
Exons: 3
Coding region: 231-1082 (283 amino acids)
Source: RefSeq, a predicted model, not a curated record
GCCUGCUCCCUCGACCUCCUCUCCUUCCCUCUGCAUUCUCUGUCGCCUUCCGCUCCCUCUCUUCCUCUUCCUCUAUAUAGCUUCAGGGAAUCCUCAUAAACACACUCGAUCACCUUCGUGCUAGCUACUCCAGUAGAUAUUAGCUCGUGCCCGCCGGCCGGUGCUGGUGAAGAAGCUACGGCGGCGCGCCGCUCAGCUUGGGCACCGACGAUCGAUCAGGCGAGGGAACGAUGGGGCGGUCACCGUGCUGCGACAAGACGAAGGUGAAGCGGGGGCCGUGGUCGCAGGAGGAGGACGCCGUCCUCCGGAGCUUCGUCGAGAGGUUCGGCAAUGCCGGCAAUUGGAUCGCCCUGCCACAGAAAGCAGGGCUGAAACGAUGCGGCAAGAGCUGCCGCCUGCGGUGGCUCAACUACCUCCGCCCAGAGCUCCGGCACGGCGGCUUCACCGACGAGGAAGACAGCCUCAUCCUCUCCCUCUACGGCGACAUCGGAAGCAAAUGGUCGGUGAUCGCGUCCAGGCUCCCCGGACGCACGGACAACGACGUCAAGAACUACUGGAACACCAAGCUCAAGAAGAGGUACUUGGCGUCCACAGGAGAAGGAAGGCCGCCAUCACCACCACCACCACCACCACCACCUCCUGCUAGCGACGACGACAGCCAGUCCCGGCACGACGAACCCCCUCCGCCGACUCCACCACCCCUCGCCAAUCUCGACGAUACGGAGUACACAGGCGGCGGCGCCGUCGACGACGACGCGCUCCUCCUCAAGUCGGAGCAGCUGUACGCCGAGCUCGUGGGUCUCAUCGAGCAGCAGUCGUCGUCGUCAGCCGCGACGACGCCGUCGUCCUCGUCGGGAACAAGUAGUCCGACGGCAAGCAGUUCAGGUAGCUGCACCGGCACCACCGUGUGGGCGCCCAGCAUGGACGUGCACGACACAACACUGCUGUCCGAGUCCAGCAGCAGCCUGUUCGACGCUUACGGUGCUGGUGACGCGUUCGGAGCCGUUUACUCCUUCCAAGACCUCCUGGCCGCGUCUUACGACGAGAUUACCGCGGUGACGCAGGAGUUACAGUACUACUGAUGCAUCGGGAUGGCUUGGUCAACUUGGUGUCGUGUGCCAGUGCCACCAGUAGUUGGGGCUUUGGGCUAGCAGGCAGUACGCGAUUAGAUGAUAGAUAGAUGAUGGUGAGAAGAGGACGUCACGAUGAUCGUUCGCGCAUAUAUUAUAUUAUGGACUGUCUAUUUAUGUGUCAACAAAUUAACCAUCGGAUUGAAAUCCAGUAGUUCAGAUUCA